AUGACUCGAGCCCAGCUUUUCGACAACCAGCAAGCGUCCCACGACCCAGAAGACAACUCUCCUGUCUUCGAUAGUCCUCCCAAUGCACAGUACGCAACGCACAAGGAGUGCUACGCCAACAACCUAGGAUACGCAUGGCGCUACUCGGACAAGCACAGUCAUGGAGCCGAGGCGCACUGGCACGACCACCGCCAUGACGGCUCGUACAGGCUAGAGGGUCGCCACAUUCAGCAGGGCGACCAUCUCUACUCGGAAGAGAACGAAUACACGCACCGCGCUGCGCGUGGAGCGGCGCUCGAUCCCUCGACAGGAGAAAAGCCCAUGGUUCUUCCCGAUGGCCACCUCAACUACCCGGCCAAGCACCGCUUCUUGUUCUUGCGUUGA
Messenger RNA from Emericellopsis cladophorae, 384 nucleotides. RefSeq lists its product as uncharacterized. The coding region runs from base 1 to 384 and encodes 127 amino acids. The record is from RefSeq and is a predicted model, not a curated record. NCBI's taxonomy places the organism in Eukaryota, Fungi, Ascomycota, Sordariomycetes, Hypocreales, Bionectriaceae. The transcript is spliced from 2 exons.